AUGACCAGGCGUGUAACAGCUGGAGUCUCUGGAGAUGCGCAACAAACAUUUGGUCUUGUAGAACUUGCUCAGAAAUUACCUCGACUGGAAAAGUUCGCCCUCUUGCUGAAGAACGUUAACGUUUUUUUGCUCGAGGACUACUGGAGCAGGUGCUCCUACAGCACCUUCUUCCCGAACAAGCAGAUUGUCUCUCGCGAAUUGAUGUUUGAUGGCUAUUUACCCGGAGGGUUUGUUUCUGCCAUACCUCACAUGUUCAAUCUCUCCCACUUAACUAGACUUUCUCUCUACACGGACAAUUUCUGGUACUGGAAGCCGCUUUUCAGCUCCCCAGAGCUACGAAACCUGACACAUUUCGACUUUCACUCUCCAGACAGUUUUGACCAUGAAAAGAGUAUGGAUCUUGAAGAUUUGUUUACGCGGAAUCAAAACCUCCGGCAUUUGAAUCUUCAUAUGCGGCUAUUGAAAACAGUGUCGUUGGAGCCACUGCUUGCAGAUGAUGGGUCGACUCUUGCUUCGUAUAUCUCGCCGCUAUGUCCCAGGCUAAAGUCUCUCUCGCUCUUCGACUUAUGGUCAGUGGAAAAGAGGGCUUCCUAUUUUCCUUCCAUGGCAUCGCUGGAUACGAUUUGCGAUGAGCUUGGUGCUUUGGAGCAAUUUGGGUUGCGUGUCGCGGAAAUAGGGGGGUGUCUCCUGGCCAAUGGGCACGACAGACAGAAAUAUGUCCUUGGACGACUCUGCAAGAAACCAAUUGGCAAGCUCAAAAACUUGAAAAUGCUGCAUCUCUACCAGGAUCGUAUUCGAAUCAUCGAUCCCGACCAACCGAGAAACGUAGCAGCCGAGACCCAGCAGCUCGCUGCAGUGCUCUUUCAAUGGGCGCAUGAUUUGUGUCCUGACCUCGAAGUCCUCAUCUGGGGUCGUUUUACCGAAACGCUUGACAACGAUGUAUAUUCCCUUCUCGAGGACGAGUUGGAAACAGAGGGAAGUCUUGCUAACAACGUAAACGUUGAACGCGUACCACAACAGUACUAUGUAAAGCAAGUCACACGAGUCCGAGGGGGAGCUCCGAAUAUCACCGCUAUUCCGUUCUCGCGACGUCGGAUCCAAAAUGAGUUCCCGGACCUGGAUUUGCUGGCUUGCGAUACCAGCGUUGGCACGCUGGAUCGCAUGGCAAGAGAUAUUGUGUACUAG
Bipolaris zeicola 26-R-13 is the source of this 1185-nucleotide messenger RNA. RefSeq lists its product as uncharacterized. The coding region runs from base 1 to 1185 and encodes 394 amino acids. The record is from RefSeq and is a predicted model, not a curated record. Lineage: Eukaryota; Fungi; Ascomycota; Dothideomycetes; Pleosporales; Pleosporaceae. The transcript has 2 exons.